CUCUGACAGGAAUUACUGAACUCUAUUCAGACAGGUCCAAAUCGCAUCUGCUGCUUAAUUCCAGUUUCAGGAUAGUUUCGAUCAAAAACACAAGAUUAGCACAAAUCUUCUGGCAUCCCUACACCUACAGAUGGCUGGAGGAAUUGAUGUUUCAUCAAACGACCAAAGCUAUGACAGAAUGGAAAUGCUAAGGGCGUUCGAUGAAACAAAAGCUGGUGUAAAGGGCCUGACUGAUUCAGGAUUGCUGAAAAUUCCUAGGAUUUUCGUGAGGCCAUCUGAGGAGCUGGCUCAAGAGUUGACAUGCAAAAAGACUCAGGUUCAAGUUCCUCUGAUUGAUCUGAGUGGAAUCCUGAACGCUGACAGGCGGAAGCGGAUUGUUGAAGAAGUAAGGAUUGCCUCAGAAAGCUGGGGGUUUUUCCAGGUGGUGAAUCAUGGGAUUCCUCUAACUGUGCUUGAUGGGAUGAUUGAUGGUGUCCGGAAAUUCAACGAGCAGGACGUUGAGGAGAAAAAGAAGUAUUAUUCAAGGGAUCGGAUGAGAAGAGCAAGAUUUACCAGCAGUCAUGAUCUGUUCCAUUCAAGAACUGCUAGCUGGAGGGAUACCUUGAGCAUUUCGUUUUCGGACCCUGAUGAAAUCGAUCAUGACGAAUUGCCUGCUUGUUGCAGGGAUUCAGCUCUGGAAUACUCGAAACAUGUCGAAAUCCUGGGAAAUAUACUGUUCGGGCUAUUGUCGGAGGCUCUUGGUCUCAAAACUGAUCACCUGAAAAACAUGGAAUGCUCUCAGGGGCACCGCCUCCACGGCCACUAUUAUCCAGCGUGUCCUGAGCCUGAACUGGCUAUCGGGAUAACCAAGCAUUCUGAUGCUGGAUUCCUCACAAUUCUUCUGCAAAGCCAAAUUGUCAGUGCCCUCCAGGUUUUGUAUCAGGACCAGUGGGUUGACAUUGAACCCAUUCCAGGAGGUUUAGUGAUAAACAUAGGCGAUCUUCUCCAGUUGGUAUCAAACGGGAAAUUCAAGAGCAAUGAGCACAGAGCCAGAGCAACCAGCAUCGGACCAAGAAUCUCCGUGGCAUGUUUUUUUUCUGGCCCUGUGAAUGGAGAUAAGGUUUAUGGCCCAAUUGAGGAGCUGAUAUCAGAACAAAAUCCGGCCAUGUACAAAAAGGUUGCAAUAAGUGAUUAUGUAGCGAAGUUCUUCAAGACUGGACUGGACAGUUUUCGCGCUCUUGAUCAUUUCAAGGUGUGAAGAUGGAAUGGAUCAAGUCAUCGUUGCCUCUGCUGAAUUUAUGGAGUCUAAAGUGAUUUUCCUGUCGCAUGAUACAUGUAAGAUUGGGUAUAUGCAAAAUUUGUAUGUGAACGUGGGUGUAUUUAAACUUUAAACUGCCAGCGUUUUUCUUUACUAAUAAUUGUGAUGUCAAGGUGGUCUUGCAAUUAUGGGAGUCAGUACUUCUUUUUUAUGAAUUAUCAUAAGUUAUAUUUUUGGAUGUAA
Messenger RNA from Sesamum indicum (sesame), 1480 nucleotides. Its product is annotated as 1-aminocyclopropane-1-carboxylate oxidase homolog 1. NCBI's taxonomy places the organism in Eukaryota, Viridiplantae, Streptophyta, Magnoliopsida, Lamiales, Pedaliaceae. The record is from RefSeq and is a predicted model, not a curated record.